AUGCUCGCGAUUGUCCCGGGAAAGCGAGACGAUGUCAACAACACCUUAGUCUGGGCCGCGAAUAGGGACACCCGGGUUACGGAUUCCGAUACUUUUGACUUCCAUGAGAAUGGCAAUGCAUUUCUACAGAAAGCAGGAAGCACGGUGUGGUCAACUAAUAAGAGCGGCAAAGGAGUUUCCGCGAUAGAGUUGCGGGAUUCAGGAAAUCUGGUUUUGCUUAGGACGGACGGUACAGUGGUUUGGCAGAGUUUCGACCAUCCUACGGAUACGCUCUUAUCGAACCAAGAUUUCACGCAAGGGAUGAGGCUCAUGAGCCGCGGGUUCAAGAACUUGACCUGCACUCUCGAGAUUAAAUCUGGUGACAUGAUCCUUUCUGCGGGUUAUAAAACGCCUCAACCGUAUUGGUCAAUGGGGAAGGACCUCAGAAAAUUGAAGAACAAAAAUGGUGGUCACGUAGUCUCUGCCACGAUGGUCGCGAAUUCAUGGAGAUUCUACGGUGAGAACAGGACUUUGCUGUGGCAAUUCCUCCUUUGGGAUAAUACCAAUCCUAAUGCCACUUGGAUCGCUGUCCUGGGGAAAGACGGGAUCAUCUCAUUCUCCAGCUCAAGCGGUGAAGGAUCGACUAAUGCUUCUCCCGUGAAAAUACCAAGUGAUGAUGCAUGCAGUUUGCCAGACCCCUGUGACCCGUAUAUAGUCUGUCGUAACGGUAGCAAGUGUCGAUGUCUCUUAGCCCUCACUUCUCAUCCAAAUUGUGGUUUGGGGUUGGGCUCUCCUUGCAAUCACUCAAAGGCUUCUAUUGAUCUUGUUAAUGCGGGGGAGGGAAUCGGGUACUUUGCACUCAAGUUUGUCUCACCCUCGCUGAAUGCCGAUCUUGACGGAUGCAAGACCUCUUGCCUGAAUAAUUGUUCAUGUCUCGCGUUGUUCUAUGAGAAUAGUUCUGGAGGUUGUUACUUGUUUGACAAUAUUGGGGCCUUGCAGAGCUCUGAUCAGAAUUCUGGAUUUGUCUCUUACAUUAAGGUGUUCACUGGUGCUGGUACGAAUGGCGGGAAAUCUCAAGACAGCGGAUGCGACGAGAAACGUUUGUUAUAUGUUGUCCAAUUUUCUGUUUCCACGUUCUUCCUUGUUCUCGGUCUGAUCUGUGCCGGAUUCAGAUAUUCCAAAGCAAAGCCGAAAUUGCCCGAAGCUCCUCAAGAGACUUUGGAAGAGGAGGAAAACUUUCUUAAGAGUUUAUCGGGAAUGCCAGUUCGUUUCAGCUAUAAAGAGGUUCAAGACGCGACUAAUAACUUUACAUAUUUAACAAACUUUUCCAUGAAGCUAGGGCAAGGCGGGCUCGGCACGGUGUACCGAGGGUGCCUACCAGAUGGGACGAGAUUGGCUGUGAAGAAAUUGGAUGGCAUCGGUCAGGGAAAGAAAGAGUUUCGAGCUGAAGUACGCAGCAUCGGAAGCAUCCGUCAUCACCACUUGGUCAGGCUGAAGGGCUUUUGCGAGGAAGGAACUCACCGGCUUCUAGCAUACGAGUACAUGGCGAACGAGUCUCUCCAUAAAUGUCUCUUUAAGAGAGACAAGGAAGGCAUGUUAGAUUGGGGAACAUGAUAUAAAAUUGCCAUAGGAUCGGCGAAAGGACUGGCCUACUUACACGAAGAAUGUGAUGCGAAGAUUGUUCACUGCGGUCUAAAGCCAGAAAACGUUCUUGAUGAAAAAUUUCAUGCCAAAGUAUCGGAUUUCGGAUUGGCUAAGCUAAUGACGAGAGCAGGGUCGUGUUGUUAUGACACAGGCAUGAGAGGUUAUCUUGAGCCGGAGUGGAUAAUCAACUGUGCCAUAUCUGAGAAGAGCGAUGUGUACAGUUACGGGAAGGUUCUGUUCAAACUCGGCGGAAGAAGGAACUACACCGAGGAAACAUCGGAGAAAUCCUAUGUCCCCCUCUAUGCUUUCAAGAUGAUGGAAGAAGGGAAGCUGAGAGAGAUACUUGAUCCGGGUCUUGAGAUCGACGAAAGAGACGAGGCGGUUUCUAUUCCUAUUAAAGUUGCAUCAUGGUGCAUACAAAAAGAUAUGAACCUGAGACCGUCGAUGUUCAAAGUCGUCCAAAUGCUUGAAGGUGUCUGUCCUGUUCCUCAGCCGCUGACUUCUUCCCCACGAGGUUGUUGAUUCUUUCCGAGCUAUUUCAAGCCAGAAGACCAUAGCGACGCAAAUCCUUCAGCAGUUCAGCUUUCAGGUCCAAGGUAACAGCAAGUUGUACUUCCUCGGGAAUUUUUCUGCAGGGAAGUAUGAUCACAGUUUUUUCUCCUUGCCGUGUGUAGCAAGGGCUUUCAGAAAUUCAAGCACAACUAGUUGAUGAUUCAACUAUGACAUUUGAUGCAUUGAGCCAAAUUACAUGGCUAGAGUGUGCAUGGUCUUUGAGCUUACACGGCUAUCCAGAUUAUACCACGUUUCCGUGCCAGCAAGUAGAAUAUGACAACAGAUGGUACAUCUCCGGUUGAAGGAACCACUCUGGAGGCUCAAAAUUGCAGCUUUCAAUGUAAAAGCAGUAUCAUUUCACAUAGGGUCAACUGGAGCUAAUUCCAACUCUUGAGAGACAAUAUUGGAAGAGCUGCAUCAGUAGCUCGAGACAUCGACAAGUGAAUCGACUCUGCAAAUUUUGGGGGUCCUUUGAAGUAUAAAAGAGGCAUAACCGUUGCAUUGAAGAUGUCUACAGGGAUUUGCCUGCAAAAGUUUGAGUUCCCCUUGUACCGAGGGUUGAUCAGAUUGCAAUGGUGAGGAAGAGAGAUCUCUAUGAACCAGGCAUGCUCUUAAUGUUCAGGAUGUGCAGCUCUUGGGUUCCCGACCCAACCGUCAAAGUGUGCGAUAAAAGACUUAGAAGAUUUUAUGAGUUAUAUCGAAUCAAAAUA
Molecule: messenger RNA, 2885 nt
Organism: Syzygium oleosum
Lineage: Eukaryota; Viridiplantae; Streptophyta; Magnoliopsida; Myrtales; Myrtaceae
Product: G-type lectin S-receptor-like serine/threonine-protein kinase SD2-5
Biological process (GO): protein phosphorylation
Molecular function (GO): protein serine/threonine kinase activity; ATP binding
Source: RefSeq, a predicted model, not a curated record